GACCAUGCCCCGCAAAGUCUCCUGAGCGCGGCCCUCGGGCCUCCCCGCCCCCAGCGGCUGCCCUCGGCGCGGCCCUCCCUCCCCAUGUGCAGCCGGCCGGCCGCGCUCCCCUCGCGGCGGAGGGCGACCUCUUCCUGGCCCGGGCCGGCUGUGCGAGGCGGCGGAGCAGGCGAUGAAGAAGAAGCAGCAGCAGCAUCCCGGCGGCGGCGGCGGCGGCGGUGGCGGCGCGGAUUCCUGGCCCCAUGCGGCCCCGGCUGGGGGCGCCCCGGCGGGCCUGGGCGGCUGGAAGCGCCGGGUCUCGCUGCUGCCUCUCCUGCGCUUCUCCCUCCGGGACUACGGUUUCUGCAUGGCAACCUUGCUGGUCUUCUGCUUGGGCUCCCUCUUCUACCAGCUCAGCGGGGGACCCCCUCGCUUCCUGCUCGACCUGCGACAGUAUUUGGGCAAUUCCACUUACUUGGAUGACCACGGACCCCCUCCCAGGAAGGUCCUCCCUUUCCCCAGCCAGGUGGUGUACAACAGGGUCGGCAAGUGUGGGAGCCGCACUGUGGUCUUGCUUCUGAGGAUCCUGUCAGAGAAGCAUGGAUUCAAUCUGGUCACGUCAGACAUUCACAACAAAACCAGGCUUACUAAAAAUGAACAAAUGGAACUGAUAAAAAAUAUAAGUACUGCUGAGCAGCCCUAUUUAUUCACUCGACAUGUUCAUUUCCUCAACUUCUCAAGGUUUGGAGGAGACCAGCCCGUCUACAUCAACAUCAUCAGAGAUCCCGUCAGCAGGUUCUUAUCUAACUACUUUUUCCGUCGCUUUGGAGACUGGAGAGGAGAACAGAACCACAUGAUCCGGACCCCUAGCAUGAGGCAAGAGGAGCGCUACCUGGAUAUCAAUGAGUGCAUUCUUGAAAACUACCCUGAGUGUUCCAACCCCAGAUUAUUUUACAUCAUCCCGUAUUUUUGUGGACAGCAUCCCAGAUGCAGGGAGCCUGGCGAGUGGGCCCUCGAACGCGCCAAGCUGAACGUGAACGAAAACUUCCUGCUUGUGGGGAUUCUCGAGGAGUUGGAAGAUGUGCUGCUUUUACUGGAAAGAUUUUUACCUCAUUACUUCAAGGGUGUGCUCAGCAUCUACAAGGACCCAGAGCAUAGGAAACUUGGAAACAUGACUGUGACGGUGAAGAAGACCGUGCCCUCCCCGGAGGCCGUGCAGACCCUCUACCAGCGAAUGAGGUACGAGUACGAGUUCUACCACUACGUGAAGGAGCAGUUCCACCUGCUGAAGCGCAAGUUCGGCCUGAAGUCCCACGCGAGCAGGCCGCCCCUGAGGCCGCAGUUCUUCAUCCCCACCCCUCUGGAAACUGAGGAGCCCAUCGACGACGAGGAGCAAGACGAUGAGAAGUGGCUGGAAGAUAUUUAUAAGAGGUGAUGAUGCCAACGCCGGUUGCCUCCAUGGCUUUAGCUCCCUUUCCAGAAAGAUUUUUGUUGGAGGGAAGAAAAACCCUGAAGGGACUUUAAAUUAAUGCCCGGGUGCAUUAAAAAGAACAAAACAUUCCCACAUGUUGGGGUCAUUGGGAGAUGCCCGGUUUUGCGGGUAUUGUUUAAUUUUAUUCUGUGUUUUCUCUUGGCUCGUUGGGGCUUUCCCAGGUACACACAUGGCUCCACAAGACAUCAUGUCAUAGAAUAAUCUUUCCUCUCUCCUUCCCCAUAUGAUGGAAGAAAAAGGAGAAAUGUAUUCCACAGACCAAUAAUUUAUCAUUUGUAAAAUGACUUGUAAAAAUAUUACCUCAGUGGUAGAAGAUAUUCAGACUUGUAUAUGUCAAUAGAAAUAUAAAACCACUUCAUAGGCCAGAGAGUCUGCUCUAGAAGCAUCUAAGAGGAGGAGGUAAGAUAAGGACAGCAAGGAAUUGAUGUCCCUGGUUAAAUGCUCUCUGCCCGCGUGGGUAGAAUUCUGCCUCCGGUCCAUCUCGGGGACACUGUCACCAAGAGCAGUGUGCUUAUCUGUGAAAGAGCAAGUCACCUUGUGCUCCACUGAGACAUUCCAGUGCCGGGCACCACCCUGACCGUCUCCAAGGCAGCUUAGCAAGGAGAAGGAUUUGUUUGCUGUGUCAGGAAGAGUAUGGGCAGCCCAGAGCCGCCCUGGGGGACAUGUGGCAGCAGCAAAAGAACAUACUUGUGUGCUUUGUACCCAAUCUGAGACAUCUGUGUCCCUGGCACUGGUUUAAGUGGAAGUCCCAGGAACCAAUUUAGCUCUGGCAUGCGUUAUUCUGACAGAACCUCUCAACCUGAUCACGGACAGUGCCUAAUCUCUGACGGCUACCCCUGCCCAACUAGGGUGUCACUUGGUAUCUGAUACCCACCUGUUUUGGUGACAAGGGGUCCUGAGUUCUGUGCAGGCAGCAAGAGAGCAGUAUUCCAUUUCUUAUGAAAUCUGCUUGCUCUUAGGAACCCUUACCAGGGACAUCAAAAACAGAAAAGUAAGGGGUCUAGAUAGGAAGUCUCCAGACUUUACAAGCUCUGACCAGCUUUACAAGUGGUGAUCUGAGUCGAUGCUGGGCAGUUCCAUGAUCCUCAAUAUCCCACCUGCCCCCUUUCACCUCAUCACCUACCCCUACACAUUGAUCCAGUUAUUAGAAACCUUUUCCCUUAAAUUCUGAAGUGUUUUUCACCUUUUUAAAAAAUCCUGAAGUUCAUGUUCUUCUGGGUGGCUAACACUAGGACCAGGAUGCAGAAGUGGCAGAGGGAAGCAUGCUUCUGAGAAAUGUUGUCUGCUCCGUUUGUCCCUGGAGCCAGCCCAUCGAGAGUCAUUUUUGCAAAGUGAGUCAGAAGACUUCAGACGCUGACUUCAGGCAAUCUACACAUUUUUCUGCUUUCCAGAAAACAACCAGUCUCUCUAGAAUUUUUUUUUCUUUUUUUCACUAAAACUAAACAGUGGCCAAGAUACAGAGCAAGUCACCUGGGACCCGCCGAGUGUGUGGUGAAGCCACUCUAUCUUGAGCUGUAUUGGGAAGGCUCCAGCCCAGAAGCACCCAGGCAAGGCAGGGGCCACGGAGACACAAAGUCUCUGACAGACUUAUGGGGUUUUCUCUGCUUCAAGGGACUGGGGCAGCAAAGUGAAUAAGAGACACAUUCACAGUGUAAGAAAUAUCAUUUGUCCUGUGCAGAGAGACGUGGGCCUACUAUCAGACAUACUUUAAAAAGCUAUAAUAUUCAAAACUGUGUGAGAAGUGCUGCCUUACAUGUUGUGAGUCAUUUCUGUUAACCUACAUACACACCAGCCAGUGCCACAAUCUGAAACUAAAGUUCUGGUGGCUAAAUUUUCUCUGCUGUUAGAACACCAGAAUAAUUGUUCAUUCAACAAAUCCAUCUCCCCUGCAAGUUCACAUGGACACUUCUCCCUGGGUGUUCAAUAGUACUUUUUUUGGCAGUGAUCAAUAUAACUUCACAACAAAAGUUGCCCACUGAUUAUUUGUAGGGACUUAUUUUGCCCCAACAACAGCCUAUAGUCCCUAAAAGUCAAGGCACUUCAUUGAUUUAUUUGGUACACAUGACAACAUUUAUUUGGCCCUGGGCCCAAUAGAGUUUGUAGUUCAUGAAAUAUACUGUACACUUUACAUAGUUUAAUUUAAAAAAUACAUUUUAAGCUAGUUGAUCUUUGACUGCCUUAUUUAUUAUAACCUUUCAGCACAUUCCAAGGUUUUAGUUACUCAGGAAGGAGUUAAUUAAAAUGAUUUUAUUUUGGUCUGAUGGAUUUUUAAAAGGAAAAUUAUUAUUAUGAACUCUCAGCCUACUUUCCUUGAGUGCUGUAAAAGUGCUUGUAAAUCUUUUUUUUUCCUAAAGAAAAAAAAAUGAUGUUUGACAUUGUUGGAAAUUCAAAAAUAUAUAUGGAACAGAA
Messenger RNA from Octodon degus (degu), 3880 nucleotides. It is a transcript of the gene Ust, whose product is annotated as uronyl 2-sulfotransferase. Lineage: Eukaryota; Metazoa; Chordata; Mammalia; Rodentia; Octodontidae. The record is from RefSeq and is a predicted model, not a curated record. Bases 173 to 1414 code for a protein of 413 amino acids. The transcript is spliced from 8 exons. Gene Ontology annotation, cellular component: membrane. Gene Ontology annotation, molecular function: sulfotransferase activity.